AUGGCAGAAUUGACACUUGAAACAGUAAUCGCCGAUAAUACUGAGGUAAGAUAUGUUGGGAAGAAGUUAGAGGUGAAUUUCAGAUUCCGACUGGCCGAACGUCUUCCGAAAAUUGGUUUUGCCGAAAAAGCGGUACCACUGCACAUCUCUAAACUCUCGAUUUCUGAAGGAAGCGUCAAAAUAAACGAUACCGAAUACUGUCUUGGUGUUCUUCGGCAAUUUCGUGAAGGUCCCACUCCCGAAGUUUUAUCAUGGUGUGGCACAAACACUUCUAGAAACACCAAGCCAUAUUGA
Caenorhabditis briggsae is the source of this 294-nucleotide messenger RNA. The record is from RefSeq and is a predicted model, not a curated record. NCBI's taxonomy places the organism in Eukaryota, Metazoa, Nematoda, Chromadorea, Rhabditida, Rhabditidae. The transcript has 2 exons. The coding region runs from base 1 to 294 and encodes 97 amino acids.